This is a messenger RNA of Drosophila hydei, 4311 nucleotides long. RefSeq lists its product as uncharacterized. Lineage: Eukaryota; Metazoa; Arthropoda; Insecta; Diptera; Drosophilidae. Gene Ontology annotation, molecular function: peroxidase activity; heme binding. Bases 16 to 4311 code for a protein of 1431 amino acids. Gene Ontology annotation, biological process: response to oxidative stress. The record is from RefSeq and is a predicted model, not a curated record. The transcript is spliced from 5 exons.
GAUCCUCCACCAUGUAUGCCGGCAUCGGAACGCUAUCGGACGCACGAUGGCACAUGCAACAACAAGCGCAGGCCGCGCUGGGGCGCUGCCCAGAUGCCCUUCAAUCGUUUUCUGCCGCCCGAAUACGGCGAUGGAGUGGACAGCGUACGCAGCUCUACAGAUGGCAACACUUUGUCCUCGUCCCGCUUUGUCAGCCUGCUGGUGCAUGGAGCCCGCGAAGGCGAAGCGCCUUUGACGCUCAUGAUAGCGCAGUGGGGCCAGAUGCUGGAUCACGACAUGACGUCCACGGCACAGCCGCGCUCAAUUAAUGGCUCCAUACCCAGCUGUUGUGGCGGCAAGGACUUUCAUCCGUCGUGCUUUCCCAUCAAGGUGCCACUGGAUGAUCCAUGGCUGUCGCCGCUUAAAGUUCGCUGUCUGGAGUUCCUACGUUCCGCACCAGCUCAACGACGCGAUUGUGUUCUAUCCUGGCGGGAGCAAACCAACCAGGCCACAUCCUACAUCGACGCCUCACCCAUAUACUCAAACAGUGCCAAGUCCUCGGACAAUGCGCGCAUUUUCCGAAAUGGCUUGCUGAUAUACGGCCGCGGCAAUCCAGCCGAAGACGUGUGCCAACGCGGCGCUAUUGCCACGCAAUGCAUCAGAUCGGGCGACGGACGUAGCGGCGAGCAGCCCGGUCUCCUGGCCAUGCACCAUGUGUGGGUUGGCGAACACAAUCGCAUUGCCAUGGAGAUCAGUGAGCUGAACCCACACUGGAGCGACGAGAAGAUCUACCAGGAGACGCGACGAAUUAUCGGCGCCAUGUUUCAGCAUAUUACCUAUCGAGAGUUUCUGCCGGUCGUCCUAGGCCAAGAGGUGUGCAAGUUGUUUGACUUGGAGCUCAUGAGCACCGGUUACUAUGAGGGCUAUGAUCCAAAGGUCAAUCCGACAGUAGCCAAUGCCUUCUCCUCAGCCGCAUUUCGGUUUGGCCACUCGCUGGUCCAGAACUCCUACAUGCGAUGUGAUCGCCAUCACAAUAUAAUCAACAACAACGUUAGUUUGCAUGAGGAGUUUCAAAACGGGGACAUUGGAACUGCGGGUUCACUGCAUCGUCUGCUACGCGGACUGGCAUCCCAACGAGCGCUGAAGCGAGACGAGUUUAUUACGCCAGAGCUGACCAAUCACUUAUUCCAAACCCCAGGAUUUCCCUUUGGCCUCGACCUGGCCGCCAUCAAUAUUCAACGCGGACGCGAUCACGGCUUAGCGCCAUACACUGCGUGGCGAGUGCCUUGUGGUCUCAGUCCGAUUCAAAGCUGGGAUGAAUUCGCUAAUGUGGUGGGACCAGAGUCAGCGAAGCGAAUAGGACACGCUUAUCGCAGCGUUCACGACAUCGAUCUCUUUGUCGGCGGCAUUGCGGAAAGACCUGUAGUAGGUGGGCUGGUAGGUCCAACUUUUGCAUGCAUCAUAGCCCAGCAGUUUAGUAAUUCGCGACGUGGCGAUCGUUUCUGGUAUGAAAAUGGCGGUUUCGAGAGCUCCUUCACGCCGGCUCAGCUCCACUCUCUCAGAAGAGUCUCUCUCGCCCAAGUUCUAUGUCGAGCAGUGGGCGGCGGCACGUUUCAACCUCAUAUUUUCAUUCCUGCUGAGUUUACAGACAACGAACGACAGAACUGCGGCACUGGCAUACUGGGAUUCAUUGAUUUAAGCCCUUGGCUAGAGCAGGAUCCAUUCUUGCCGGCCAAGUCACAGCCCGAACAUGUUUUUAACAUUGUGCAAUCGGAGUUGUCCCAAGAUGAAAUAGGUGUCGUACCUGUUGUCAAGGAAGACAAGGCGGGCUUUUCUAACCGUGUGAAGCCUAUGCAGCCCCAUGUUAGCUUUAGCCCCAACUCAGCUACAGGCUUCCUCCGACCGACGAACGCAAAUAUAAGCAAAAUAAACGACAAGCUCGACCUUAAACGUAAGACGUUGACCGUGACCAAGACGAAGACAAGCAACAAUAGCAACAGAAAUGUGACACCAACUCGAGGCGUUAACAAUAAGCUAGAUAAGUCGCCUAAAAUAACUAUUAAUAUCAAGAACGUAAGCAUUAGAAAACCCGGACUUACAAGUCCUAAGCGCACAGUGAUUAUAAACAACGUACCUAUUGAACUACGUAGUGCCGGGGAUGAUAAUAUAACUUCUUCGACAAAGAGAGACCACGACUUAGCCUUAAAUACAGAAACAGAACUGCAACUUAAUGAUACGGAACUGCCAGAAUUACGACAUGUCGACAGUGUACAGGGAACGGACUUACAUUCCGACUCGACAAUGCUUACUGACAGAUCAGAAACUACAACUGAAACAUCCCUAGGAUCACAUUUACAAGACGACGCUCUUGACCCACUCAGACAAAAUUCUGCAGAUCUUAGCAAUAUUAAACGCGUGCAGCGUGAAGUGGCAAAGCCGAACAUAACGGACGUAGUGACCGAAACUAAACUUUUGCACGGACAACGAAAUCGGACAACAACCCAUACUACAACGACCAAGGAAAUAUCGAAAACCACGGCAGGCAUUGCCCGUAGUCGUACCACUAAGUCUUCCAAAAUAUCUAAGACAACAAAACGUGGCGUGGAACUGCGUAGCCACUACCAAAGUAGACCUGUCUACCCCCAAAAGGUAGUUGUAAACGGACCCAACUCAAAUGACCAGUACGAAAUAGAGAUUAAUAUACGGCAGACAAACAAAAGUCCAGUAACAAGACCCCUUACCGCAGAGUAUACCGACUACACGACAUCGACCAUUUACAGACCCUACAGCAACUACGAAAACAGCUACGCACCUCAGUUCAUGGACUAUGGCAGCACAACGCCCAGUUACGGUUAUUACCCAACGCAUAGGGACAGCAUACCACAGUUACAGAAAACGAAGCCGCCGACUAUCAUCUACCUGAACGAUAACGAUGACAGACGUACCACAACACGGGCACCGAAUAUUUUUCAAAACUUUUUAAGUUUUGCGACCAAUACCUUUAAUCCGAACGCCAACAGACGACCUACCCAAGCGCCUAGUCCACUUUCAUCGAUCCACCAAGAGCGACCUUAUCAAGAGACUCAUGUAAUAAAUAGUCCGAUCAGCAGCUCUCACAGCAUAACAAGCUCAGCUCAAUAUGCUCCACGUCCACCUCAAUCCCAUUCAAUUUCGAGCAGUUCCCAGAUUGGCGGAAACCCGCAAAGUAAUUAUUUACAUGCAUCUAGUUCGGCCGUUAGUUCUGGAAACUAUGGAAGUAUUUCUGGUGUGGCCAGUGCGAAUGGUGCCGACAGCAUAUUCAGCUUCAAUAUACGUCCACGUCCUGAUAACAAUCCUGUUUUUAGUUCCUACCCACGUCCGCAAAACUUAGGUGGAAGCUACGGUCUGGUCUCACAGUCGCCGUACAAACCCGACUACCAACAAAGCCAAAGCGAACUGUAUUACGAUCGGGAACUAAACCAAAAUCCCAGUCCUUUUUCCACUGGUUCUCUCGUGGGUCAUAGACCACUGACACAGACGCAAACAUACUACGCCCGUACGCCGGAACUGAAGCAGUUAGGGAGUAACAUUAACGAGAUUUCGAAUACCGAUCACAAAUUGGACAAUUUUAAAGACUACGAUUUUUUAAGUCGCACGUUAAGCAAUGUGACUGCAGAUGACCUUACGCCGGACAGCACUGACGAUUACACUUACGACGAUGACGAACAAAGCAAAAACAUUGACUUUACGAAAGUAGGCAAGCCGAUAGAUAACCGGACAGCAUCACAUGACAAUACACAUAUUAACUUACUCGUGGACAACAAGAUACUGAAAAACUCAACUACGACCGCUUCGAACACGACUUACCUGAACGAUAAUUUUGUAUUGCCCAUGUUGGAGAACACGACACAGACAUCGUACGUGACAGAAAUGCCCAAGCCAAUGCUGAGCACCUCCAGCCGUAGCAUAACCAAUAGCAAAAUUACAGUUUUUUCGGACAGCGUGGGCAAGCAGUUGGGUAGUAACAUCUUAGCCGAUGCCGAUGACUAUGACGAACGAUCAGCAGUUGCUAGUGCAGCUGUUCAACAGUUGACCAAUGUGGCCUUUGCCCCGAUUAACGUGCUGACAAAACCGGACAGACCGGACAACUGGGUAAUAUAUAAUAAGACAAAUGAGGAACCGCCCCUACCACAGCCGCCAGCAGUGAGCUCCGGCAUGGGCGUUGAACCCGCUGCAGAGAUCCCAAAGCCGUUUCAUAUUGUGCGACAAAAACAGAAUAUGCGGGAGGCAGAAACAUCAGAUGCAAAUCUAAAACCACUAAAAGAUGCAAUCAGAAAGAACACUACAAAUUAG